AUGGCAUCAGAAGAAACGCCGUCAAAACUCUUACGUCAGUUGUCAAGGGCUCUUGCUCCAGACCAACAAAUAACGCCCUUGAGGCAAAAAGUUGGCACACGAAGACGAGUUUCCACUCCGCGUACGCCAAGGACGCGUCGAACGUCUAUUAUACAUUUAACACCAAAUGCUACGCCGCCGGGGUUUGUACAAAAAUCUCAUGACGAUAUUACCAAUAACUAUAGUGAUCAAGUUGAUAACUAUAGUGACCAAGUUGAUCAACUUACAGAGACUAUAGAAUUCACAAGAGAGAUUAAACUUAAUAAUCAGGAUGUGAAUGAUGAUGAGAUUAUUGAUAUUAAUAAUGAUCAAGAUACAGAGACUAUGGAAUUCACAAGAGAGAUUAAACUUAAUAAUGAUCAAGAUACAGAGACUGUGGAAUUCACAAGAGAGAUUAAACUUAAUAAUCAGGAUGUGAAUGCUGAUGAGAUUAUUGAUAUUAAUAAUGAUCAAGAUACAGAGACUAUAGAAUUCACAAAAGAAAUUAAACUCAAUAAUCAGUACACCGCGUGUCACCAAUUCGGUCGUUCCGUCUGCGCGGAAACUGUGGCCGGCGACAUGGAGGAGCUGUCUGAGUUCCGGUUUAACGAGGAUAUGAAUGCUGAUGAGAUUACUGAUAUUUAUAAUACGGAGACUAUGGAAUCUACAGGAGAGAUCAUUUAUAAUACGGAGACUAUGGAAUCUACAGGAGAGAUCAUUUAUAAUACGGAGACUAUGGAAUCUACAGGAGAAAUCAUUUAUAAUACGGAGACUAUGGAAUCUACAGGAGAGAUCAAUACUAUUUCCUCCAAACCCAGGGGACAACCACAACUACCCCAAUCACUAAUUAAGAAAGUGUUUAAUAGUUUUUCAAAUGCAAAAUUAUCGAAGACUGCCAUGCAAGCAGUAUUUGAAGGGACACAACUAUUUUUUGAGCAAAUUACCACAGACUUGGCGACAUAUGCUGCACAUGGUAAACGAGAAAUUAUUCAAGACAAAGAUGUGUUAUUAUUAAUGAAAAGGCAAGGAUUAAUCAAUGAUAAGAUUAGUUUUGAACAUUUGGCGGAAAGACAUUUGCCACGUGAAUUAUUGGAUGAAGUUUGCGUAGUUGCUCGUGCAGGAAAUAG
Messenger RNA from Dentiscutata erythropus, 1145 nucleotides. Lineage: Eukaryota; Fungi; Glomeromycota; Glomeromycetes; Diversisporales; Gigasporaceae. The record is from the annotation of a GenBank genome assembly.